AUGACCACUCACCCACCACCCCUCCAUCUCUCCGAAAUCCUCAACCUCUCCCCACAACAUGAUAGACACUGCAUCGGCUUGAUCAAAGACGAAAGCCGCAGGUGCCUUUUGCCAGUCACGUCCGAAAAUUGCAGUGAAGGCAGCCGCUUACUGGAACUAGCCACUAAACAACUCUACAUGGGACAUCGCAUCGACGACAUACUGGAAGAUAUCGCGUUCUUGCUCCUCUGUAAAAGGUGGCACCGAUCCAAAGCGUUGGAAGUCUCCGUCAAGUGGAAAUCCCAAGUUUACCGGUACCUUGCAGCAACAGCAACAGCAGCAGCAGCAACAACAGUCCAAGACCCUCCUGCGGAGCAGCCCCGACAUAAAAGCCAUCACAAUGUUGAGGCGUCUGUGCCGGUUCCAAGCCUGCGAGAUACUUCUAUCCCUCGUCAAAGUGAUUGUGGACAGAUAAAUCAGUCUCGAUCCCAGGGACAGAGUCAGACACAUAGAGAUACUCGUCUUUAUACUUCCUCUCAUCCCUCUUCCUCCUCUUCUUGCUCUACAGAAGCAAAAGCAGAAACAGACUCCUCAUCCGAGAUGUUUGCACGAACUUCUCGCCCCAGACGAGUCCUGAUGCCCACCAGAUUCAACAGCACCAAAGUGUGCCCCGACGAAGUCUCUAAAAGAGACUCUCGGGUUAUCAGCACAAUCACCCACGAAGUCAUAGUUUCCUGCUCGACUUCAGCACCUCUCCCCAAGGUUAACCGCUCCAUGUCGGUAUCUCCCUCCGGUCAAAGCCUCGAAGACAGGUCCAAUAUAAUAGACGCCCACAUGCAGAAACUGCAACUUAUGGAGCCGGCUGAGGACGUUACCGAUGAUGAGGAAGAAACACCCGCUCGGGAAGAAGAGCAAAAGGCUAGUCUUCUCCAGGAGUUGCAGGCUAUUGUGCCUUCGCGAGAGCGUCCGUCGAAGCUGGUUAGGGCUUCUUUUCAGGAGUUGGAGACGCUCUUGAGGGGGGUGGUUGAUGAGGAGACGAAGCGUGUGGUUGAUGAGUAUAUGGAUGAAGUGAGGCGUAUGGAUUAUGGUGGGGAUGAGACAGACACGGAAGACGAUGACGAGAUGAAAGAGAAGGAGAAAUGUGCCCUGGUGGCACAGAUUGCGCAUAUUGGCCAGGACAUUAAGCGUGCACACAAGAGGAAGAGAAGGGCCCAUUCCUCGCGCAAGAUGCCCAAGGAGAUCAAGACCAAGACCAAGACCGAAGAAUCUCCCCUGACUUCAAAACCUUCGGAUGUUGUCCAUCCUGUCCCCGUCCGGGAAGAUGCAUCCAAGAUGCCCAAGGACAUUGACGUCAGCGUCAAUGUCAACAAACCCACAACGCAAACUCCAGACGUGAUAACCAUCAUCCAACCCAUCAAGGGUGAAAUUAGAGUGUCCAUCAUCACCGACAUUCGUGAGACCGUGGACGAGUCAGACAAUCAGGCAUCCGCUUCACCUCAUUCCUCCCCCUCCUCCACCUUCUCCUCCUUUUCCACUCGCUCCUUCCCUUCCCCAUUCUCAUCCAUCUCCUCUCUUGGAUCUCUAGAGAGAUCCAGGGACCUCCUAUAUAUGGCCAUGCAAGAGCCACACAUGAAGAAUCACAUCAUCAACAACCAUGAUGAUAAGAAAAGCAAUUGCAACAACACCAAUCCCCACCUCCAUCUAUCUACAACCCAACCCCGGGACUCCCUACCCAUCAAAAUACCCGAUCCCAUCGUCCUUCUCAACAACCAAUAUCCCCAAUACCCCGAAAACCCAUAUCCAGCGCUCACGACCGGUGUCGCCAUCGGCAUAGCCCUUUUCGACGGCCUCGCAUGGCUGCUCAACAGGAGGAACUUUUCAGUCACUGUCGGGCUGGGAUUGUAUUUAGGGGUGUUGUCUGUUGUUGGGUUAUUGUGA
This is a messenger RNA of Aspergillus affinis, 1917 nucleotides long. RefSeq lists its product as uncharacterized. The record is from RefSeq and is a predicted model, not a curated record. The coding region runs from base 1 to 1917 and encodes 638 amino acids. NCBI's taxonomy places the organism in Eukaryota, Fungi, Ascomycota, Eurotiomycetes, Eurotiales, Aspergillaceae. The transcript has a single exon.